GUGCAGAUACAUACCUAGGUAAAUAUUGACGUUUACGCAUGACUCGCUUGCGAGGUCAUCUACUUACCCAUGUACUCCGUAAAGAGUCAUGUUUUACUUUUAAUACUUCGCAGAUUUCAGCCGCACCCUUUAAUUGGGUCUCUUAUUGGCUAGCUGCCUAGUAAGUACCUAGGUAGGCAGCUAGCUACUCUACUAUAAUAGUCCGUCUAAGACUAGCCUAGGCUUUCAGCGCCUGCCAAGGUACCUUGAUCAGGGGCAAAGGCCGUGCGGUGCGGCAGCGAAAUCGCGUAAAAGUACAUAAUGCCAUUUCUCCUGUUCUCUGUUUAAUUUUUUCUGAUCUUCUCCCUAACGCGCAUCUUUCCUUUCGUGGUUGCUUUGAAUAAAGGCUACCGUCCGUUCGUUCCUCCUGCAUUCCGCUCAUUAGUUGAUCCCUCCUGUUUUUGGAGUCUGAUACAUCGUCACACUCGUCCUCGGAGCUUUAAUCUCACAUCUUGGCAUCCUCUACAACCGUUCCUGUGGUUCAACCCGUGUAACCAUGCUCGCCGACAGUUUGAAAGCAUCCACGGUCGUCCUGGCCGCUCUCCUCGCAGGGCAGGCCGUAGCCAAGACCGAUCUAGCGGGCUGCGUCUCGUCUAAGACCAUCGCAUAUGGCGGCGCUAGCCUCAUCUGGUACGUCCCGGAUACCGGAGAGAUAUGCGCUUUUCUCGACUGCGGCGGCGGCCGUGCGCCACCUAAGACCACUGUCCCAGGUUGUGCGGCCUACUCGGGUACCGCAACCUACUCGCCCAGUUACCUGCCGAAUUUCGGUGCCACCGCUACUGCAUCAGCUAUCGCUUCCGCAACCGCCUCCGCAACAGCUAGUUCAACCGCUACCUCUGUAGCAGGGUCUUCUUCGGCGACCACAUCUGCACCCUCUUCUGAUGCGACGAGUUCCUCGUCGUCAGUUGACACUAUUACCGCGGCACCGACUGCUUCUUCGGCGGAAACGAGCAUUACCGGUAGCGCCAGCUCGAAUAGCGAAUCUUCCUCAGCUGGAAGCUCCCAGGAAGCUGCGUCUACUAGUGUGUCACAGGGUGCGGCGGCCAUGCCGACGGCUGUUGUAAAGGGCGCCAUGGGUGUGGUAGCUGGUCUUGUAGCGGGCGUAGCACUGCUGUGAGUGAUGAGUCUUGAUGGUCGGUAAUUGUUGAAUUCCGUAAGCAUAGCCAGGAAUAUUGUCAAGUAUUGUUGUUAUCUAGGUAGUCAUUAAUAAAGAUAAUCACAAUCAAGUUCUAUUAACAAAA
Messenger RNA from Annulohypoxylon truncatum, 1280 nucleotides. RefSeq lists its product as uncharacterized. NCBI's taxonomy places the organism in Eukaryota, Fungi, Ascomycota, Sordariomycetes, Xylariales, Hypoxylaceae. The transcript has a single exon. The coding region runs from base 536 to 1156 and encodes 206 amino acids. The record is from RefSeq and is a predicted model, not a curated record.